Messenger RNA from Rhineura floridana, 629 nucleotides. RefSeq names its product urocortin (gene UCN). NCBI's taxonomy places the organism in Eukaryota, Metazoa, Chordata, Lepidosauria, Squamata, Rhineuridae. The transcript has a single exon. Gene Ontology annotation, molecular function: hormone activity. The record is from RefSeq and is a predicted model, not a curated record. Gene Ontology annotation, cellular component: extracellular region. Bases 1 to 417 code for a protein of 138 amino acids.
AUGAGGCGGGCGGCGCUGCCCAUCCUCGUAGCCUCUCUCCUGCUGGCCGCCCGGGUGUCCCUAGGAGUGAGGGCAGCUCCGGGCCUGGACGGCGGCGCAGAGAGCGGCUUGAGCCUGCGGCUGCUGCGCCUGGGAGAGGACCGCGCCCCCCCCGCCGCAGCCCCUUGGCCCUUCCCGGCCCCGCUGCCUGCUCCUGGGCCCGACGUGGCGGCCCUGCUGGUGCGCUCUCUUCAUCGGCCGUGCCCCGAAGGGGAGCUGCGCCGCCGGCUGGGCGAGCGCCUGAAGCGCCGCGACCCGCCGCUCUCCAUCGACCUCACCUUCCACCUCCUCCGCCAGAUGAUGGAGAUCUCCCGGGCGCAGAGCCAGCAAACCCAGGCCCAGCAGAACCGUCUCCUCUUCGACUCGGUGGGCAAGUGAGGCCCAGGAAGCGAACGCGCCUGACGCUGCCCCCACUUGCCAGCCCCGGAUCGUCCCGUCGGGCCGCCUGCGGCUUCCUUCGCCAUGCCUGUCUGCAGAAGGAGGCUGCCCCACCAGGCCAGCCAAGGCGCCCGAGGAGGCGUAGAGAGAGGAAGAGGGAGACUAGAUGGCCUUAUAGGCCCCUUCCAACUCUGCUGUUCUAUGAUCCUGUG